AUGGCGUUGGAAUCGCGCCCAAGCAGGUAAACGCCAAUGGCGCCAUCUGACGCCCGCGUCCACCUCAGGGCAACUGCUCCAGAGAUGCUUACCUCCGGAUCCCAUUCCUCGGAUGUGCCUCCUAAGCGGAAUCACCAUCUCCACCGCCGCCAUCGCCUUCGCAGCCGCCGUCGCGUCGUGAAGUACCGACCUUUCCCCGCCCCCGACGCUCCCCCGCCGAGGUCGAAGCUUUGGGACGCAGAUAGGUCCUCCGAAGCCGACGUCGUGCUCGCCGCAGGUGGAGCGAGUCACCGGAAGGGCGGGGAUGGCGUCCGACGGGCCGCGCCGGUGGUUUCGGUGCGGCGGCUCGCUGCUGCUCUGUGGCAUUUUCGUCCCUUGGGUGCUGGGGAUGUUGGAAGGAGCGCUCGGCUAGGGUUUACGGCAGAAGUUUCGUCGUCAUUACCCUCUUGUACAAUGGUGAAGGCAAAAAAGUGGGACUCCAGACCCUUAAAUGUGAUAGAGGAUAUCUGCCAAUGCUAUGGUCACCUGAGGCUUCUCGAAGACCAGCAGGUAAAUGGCAUCUCCGUUAUGUCUGCCCUCCAACUGGAGCUAGAACAGGCUCGUAGCUACAUCAUUGAGCUUGAGUCUAAGCAACGGUCAGCAAAGAAAAAGCUCAAUCACUUCUUGAAGAGCCUUGCAGUAGAGAAGGCAUCAUGGAGGAACAGAGAACAUGAGCAAGUCCGCAGCAUAAUUGAAGCCGUCAAGUGUAAUCUUAGCAAAGAAAGGAAAAACAGAAAAUGGUUGGAAGUUGUGAAUGCCAAGCUGGUUGAUGAACUCGCUGAGGUAAAGUUGUUAACUAAGAGGUACUUGCUUGAUUUUGAGGAGGAGAGGAAGGUAUGCGAGCUUAUGGAGGAAGUACAUGAUGAACUGGCCAAGGAGAUCGGUGAAGGCAAAGCUGAAGUUGAAGCUUUGAAGAGGGAGUCUGUGAAACUUCAAGAGGCAAUGGACGAAGAGCGGAGGAUGUUGCAGAUGGCAGAAGUUUGGCGUGAAGAUAGGGUACAAAUGAAGUUGGUAGAUGCAAAGCUCAUGCUUGAGGAGAAGUAUCUGCAGUUGUGCAACCUCCAAGCAGAUAUGGAGGCAUUUCUGAAAGUGCAAGGUGGUAUCGACAAAGAUAUGGCGAUGAUGAAAGAAGCAGAGAUGCUUAAAGAUGUUUUGAGCUCAAUUAAAGUUGAAGGUAUCGAGUUCUACUACCAGCCUCCUGCUUCUGGGGGCAUGUCUGUCUUUGAAGAACUCCAGCCAAUAGAAGAGACUAAUGGGCGGGACAUAGGACAAUGCUAUGGAUACAGCCCUGCAAGUCAUGCCUCCAGAAUUCAUACUGUCAGCCCGGAAACUGAUUUGUUUCUUCAAAACUCAGUGAACUUUGCUAAUGGAACGGUCAAUGGGUGUAGUGAUGUAGAAGAUGAUAGUGGCUGGGAAACUGUGAGCCAGCAUGUGGGGCAGGCUUCUUGUAAUUCUCCAGAAGGGAGUGACCCAUCUGUGAAUUGCAUCUGUGAAGAAAGUUAUGGAUCGGUAAGAGGAACAUAUUGGGAUGAGCAAGGAGACAAUGUCAAGAUAAACAGUGGAAUCAGUGAAAUUUGCUCGACAACCACAAGACAGCAUAGGAAGAAGUUAUCUUCUAUAAGUAGGUUUUGGAGGUCGUCAUCUGCAACUAAAGGUGAUAGCAAGAACGUUUCUGUAGAAUUAUCUAACGGAAGGUUCUCAAAUUGUAGGACGCCAAAUGCCACCCUUUCUUCCGAUGCCAAGUCUGAUGAAGUGGGCCAAAGCUCCCCAAGUGUGGGGCUGUGUUCCCCCGAUUUGUUAGACCCUCGUGUUACACCGGGAACGAAAGGAUGUACCGAAUGGCCUAGAGGAACUCAGAAGAACAUUGAAGAUAUGCGCCCCCGUGAUCAUGCCAGGCUAAUUCUGGGCUGUUAUUUGGUACCAGAGACAAGUACUCAAGUUUCGUAAUGUUAAUCUUGAAGGAUGGUUUUCUCACCAAUCUGGACCGAAAGCAGAGUUUGCUGGAAACUUGCAUUCGUUGCCAAUUCAUGUUUCUCUGUUCCCCAACUAUGGUCAGGAUCACGAACACAAUGUACAGUGAUAGUGGUCUCAUUUUAUACAAUCAACCAGGUCAGAAUUUUCUCAAAUGCGAUGAAUAUAUCGAUAGUUGUAAAUGUCAUUGUUCGAUGCUUUAUCAUCUGUAGACCCGAGCAAUAAUAGAUCAUCCACUGGGUCUUACUUUGUGCUGUACAUGUCUGUGAGGUGGAUUCAUUUGGGGAAUGUGAAGCAGUCUUUGCUUCUAUAUUCAUGUAAUAAAAUCAUCAUCAAAGU
Musa acuminata subsp. malaccensis (wild Malaysian banana) is the source of this 2349-nucleotide messenger RNA. RefSeq lists its product as uncharacterized. NCBI's taxonomy places the organism in Eukaryota, Viridiplantae, Streptophyta, Magnoliopsida, Zingiberales, Musaceae. The record is from RefSeq and is a predicted model, not a curated record.